Homarus americanus (American lobster) is the source of this 1306-nucleotide messenger RNA. Its product is annotated as vitelline membrane outer layer protein 1 homolog. The transcript is spliced from 2 exons. NCBI's taxonomy places the organism in Eukaryota, Metazoa, Arthropoda, Malacostraca, Decapoda, Nephropidae. The record is from RefSeq and is a predicted model, not a curated record. The coding region runs from base 22 to 294 and encodes 90 amino acids.
GAGUGUCCUGGUGGUACCUGGAUGAAGGGCUUCACACAGGCAGUAACGCCCUCGCUCGGAGGUGGUGAUGACGAUGCUCUUGCCAACAUGAGACUUUACUGUUCCCAGGACUCUGCUGGAAGUGGAGUUGGGACUGAACUAACAGUGAACAGCGAUUCGCGGAACCCGUGGGGUACACCCUCACUCUGCCCCGAGGGAUUUGUUGGGUGCGGCCUACGGGCGAAGGUGGAACGAAAUAAUGCUGACAAUACCGGCAUCAACGACGUCCACUUCAAGUGCUGCCUCUUCACUUGAAUCUUUGUAUGCAGUAUUUUCCAUUAUUUUUAUUAGAAUGAUAUCAUAUAUGAACCUGUCCAACAUUGUGAAAUUUAUCCAUCUAUUCCUGAAUUGGUGUUUUUGGAAAUAUUUAUGAAUUCUGUCACCUUCUCCUAUAGUGUAACUAUUGUAGGUCAUACUCUCUGUAAGAUACAGCCACGAUAGUGUACUGGUUAGCGAGUCACUGUACUGGCCCGUGUUGGAUCACAGACCAAAUCGAAAGUCAUCUUGCCCACCAGGGUGUUCCCCUAACAGGAGCAGGUGUUGUUUUACAUUAUUUUUAUCACUUUGGGAACCAUAUUGUUUGUUAGUGACCAGGCUGGUGUCCAUCCUGUGACUCACAGUUUGGUUCCUUAUAAUGAAUUCAACAACUUAGGAAAUGAUUCAUGAAAGAUUGUCAAGUCCCUCUUAGUUCGUUGUGUGUGUGUGUCACCUUUCUCUAAAACCACUGUGCUUACUUCCACAGUAUGUCCUCAACACUGCAGUUGUCUCAUUUUGUGGUAUUUCUCUGUACUUACCCAGUGAAUUAUAGAUUAAUAUUCUCGUAUCAAUUACUCUAAUUGAUAUGAGAAUGUUUAUCUAAUUGGUUCAUUUCCUCUAAUUAUUAGAGGACAUUAACCAAACUUAGUCCACCUCACCUACCUACCUUUUCCAAAAAUGUUAUAAAACUGUUAGGUUAGAUUUAAUAAGAUUUGGACAAUAGUUAUGUUAUGUUAUAUGGGUUUGUGUCUCAGUCUGGUGGACACCAUAUCUAUACGAGCAACUCUCUUUGUCUAUUUGAAAACUUAUAAGAUACUUCUGGGUUUUUUUCUCUGAGUAAAACUGUGAAUAAAAAUAGAAAUGAAACAAAUGUUUAAAAUGGAAAUAUAUUCGUAUUUAAGUAAAAUAUUUACUAUUGAGAAAGAUAAGAGGUUACUGCUAACUUUAUUAACUACCAGGUAUUCUUGGUUGAAUUUCCUUAUUGCUCACCAUUGUGUAGUUACCAGCACUA